AUGCGCGAGGGGCGGCUCCCUUCACAGGGGCGGCCCCUCGUACUCCGCCAGCGUUCUUCCGUAAACAGCCGCGGAGGGAUCCCCAGUGCUCCUUCCGCGGGGCCCCAGGCUGCUCACCCGCCUCCUUUCCUCUGGACCGCCCCCGGCGGAGGGCGGUGUCUCAUUAAAGAUGGCGGCGCCAGUGUCCGGGGCGCCACCCCGAAGCCCUCCGUCGGCCUCCGGGGCCGCUUUGCUUUGGUUCCUCCUGGGAGCGGGAAACGCGCGGCCCCGCCCCCGGCCCCGCCCCAGCGCCCGCCCCGGCUCGGGCUGACGCCGAGUGCAUGGAGCGGCAUGCGGCAGCCGGGCCGGGUGCCAGCGAGGCCCCCGGCCCCCGGGGCCCCGGACCUGGAGCUGGAGAGCCCGAGGUCUCAUGCUGUGGCGCUCCAGGCACGAAGGCCGAACAGAGAUUUGGGCCACCGGAUGCAUCCCCAACCUGGGAAGGCGGACACUUUCGGGCUUCCUCUCCAACUGAGCUGCUACUUUUUCUUUCCCCCAGGCUCCGACAAAACGGAAGCUGACGGUGGAAAGACUGAGGUUAUUGUGGCUAUUGUGACAGAACCUCGGUUUACACAGCAUUGCAGGAAAUAUCUCGAGAAGCACCAACUCCUGGAUAAGUGCCACCGUGUGAAGCAGCUGCCCGACGGUACCAUGGCGCUACCUGUUCUGGAAGAGGGCCUCACUGAGCAGCACCUGCAAGCACUGAGGCAGCAAGGGCUCCCCGAGAGCACCUACAGGCUGACGCACAUCCUGAACCCCCUUCCCUCGAAGAAAGCUCAGAAUCGUACUCCCGCCCAGAAGUUACGUCAGGAAGUGCGGCAUCUGGUGGAGGGCCAGGGGCACGUGUGGUCGGCCGAGCUAGAGAAAGAUCUUCCCCGCUCCUGGCAGCGUCAUGGUGACCUCCUCCUGCUCAGUGAGGAUAGCUUCAGAGCUGCCCAUUGGAAAAAACUGGAACCAGGCCUCUGGAAGACCGUCGCCUCUGCGCUAGGAGGCCAGCGUUUGGCAAAGCGGGGGCGUGUGUCACCAGGUGGGACUCGAGCUCCCAAAGUAAUCCUGCUGCUGGGUGCCCAUGGCUGGGUGGAGCAUGUGGAUAAUGGCAUCAGGUACACGUUUGAUGUGACCCAAAGCAUGUUCUCCUUUGGAAACAUCACUGAGAAGCUACGGGUAGCAUCAAUGACCUGUGCUGGAGAAGUGCUGGUGGAUCUCUAUGCAGGCAUUGGUUACUUCACCUUGCCAUUCCUGAUCCACGCAAAUGCUGCCUUCGUCCAUGCCUGCGAGUGGGACCCUCACGCCGCCGCCGCCUUGAGGAAGAACCUGGAGCUCAAUGGCGUGGCGGAUCGAUGCCAUAUCCACCUCGGCGAUAACAGGAAGCUGAAAUUAUGGAGCAUUGCUGACAGGGUGAAUUUGGGGCUCAUCCCCAGCUCUGAGGAGGGCUGGCCCACUGCCUGCCAGGUGCUACGCCAGGACACAGGGGGUAUCCUGCAUAUCCACCACAACGUGGAGUCCUUCCCAGGGAAGGAACUUCAGCUCCCCAGCAGCAGCGAGGCGGGGCAGAAGGAACAGAGAGCUGCCAGGAAUUCGGAAAGGCAGACACCGGCAAAGAUCGCCAAGCUAGAGUGGCGCAGGUGGGCCGAGGCUGUGGCUGCUCGCAUUGGAGUCUUGUUUCUGCAGCUGCACGGGAAGCCGUGGAAGAUCCAGAUCCUGCAUGUUCAGCCAGUGAAGUCUUAUGCUCCUCAUGUGGAUCAUGUGGUCUUGGAUCUGGACUGUCGCCCCAUCUCCUACUCUUCUGGUGAAGUCAUCGGUAAAGCUGAAAGGAGCUGUGGCCAGGGGCCCCAGGUCUGAGGCCUGGGGUCCAUCUGGCCAACAAUUCUGAAGUCAGCGACUUGCUCCCUCUUCUUGCCCCCUUCCCCCUGAAGGGGAGGUUCCCCCCUGGGAGCGGAUCUUUUAUGUUUUUAUAAGGAAUUUUUAAAGCGACUGGUUAUUCGAAUAUCUCUUCCAAGGGCUCGGUGUAAAUGUGAGACUGAGCGCCGUGGGCGCCAGAGUCUUGUCUUCCGCUCUCCUCUUCCACUAAUCAUGAGGAAUUGUCUUAUUUAUAAACCUAGCAAAGGCAAACUAGCUUGUUGACCCGAGUGUGACCUGCAGAGCCUUGGGUUCCGCAGUUUGGCCUUAGCUCCGUCUGUGUGGCCGUGCACUAGCUUCUGCUCUGUUGGACUGUCUGGGUCUCCUCAUCUCCAAGAUGGGGUUAUCUCUGAACUACCUCAUGUAGCUGUUGUCUAAGGAGUUGGAGUUUUUGGCGAGUUUCUUAGAAAUAUUCCAGUGAUCUUAGAAUUGGACGGGCAGCUCUAUCUGUCCCGUGAAGAGCUUUGGAUCGCCCUGGGGAUGAAGCCCUUGGUGCCGCUUCCGAUAGUUGGCAUAUAGUGGCUCUAGAGUGGGGAAGGGGUGGGGUGGCGGGUGGACUUGGUGAAUGAGCCAGAGCACUCUUUGCCUGAGUGGACCAAAGCGACGUCAGGUCUCGUCAGUGCUUGUCCUCGGCCCUCCUUUGUGACGGCUCGUAACUUUGAUCUUCCGAAUAGCUUCUCAUUUUGGCUGCCCGGCAUGCGAAUGCUGCUAGAAACUUGCUGAUCGUGCUUGGUUUCUUGGGAGCGAGUGCCGCGUUUUCAGGACAGCUUUGUAUUUCUUAGGGCUCUUUGGCUGGACUCCCCACUAAGGGCCCGGACUUCUCCCCUUGUGACUCCCCAAGUGCUCUCCAGUCAGUGUGGGGCCAGCUGGAUUUCAAAGCAAUGCACUAUGAUCUCCCUUCUCUGCUUGUUUAGAGUCCCAGUAGCAGGACCCUGCACCGAGAAAAGGGCUAAAAACGGUCAUGGUACAGGGAUGGUAGAAGUAAGGGAGUCCCCCGAGCUCUACUUUUCCGCUCAUGGAGACUCAUGGAAUCUCUUAAGUCAGGGAAUUGAAGCUCCAUUUUGUCUGAUGUGCCCUUCCUGCCCCUGCUUGUGAUCUCUCCCCCACUGUUCCCGCGGUCCCUGCCACGGGAGGAGAGAGGGGCAGCUCAGGAGCCGUCCAUUGAAUCGGUCGCUCCCUCUCUCCGAGAGGGCCUCGUGCUCUCCCGUUCCCUCAGGCUGGCGUCGGCACCAGGCAGAGAUCCUCAUUCGGGGACUCCAGCGAUCGUGACAGGUUGUGGGUAAGAGGUUAGUUUGUUACCGAGAAGCGCUACAUUGGCUUCUUUUGAGGAAGGUGAUGGAGUCACGAGGUCAGCUGCUUUAUUACUUUUUUUGUCAGUGUCCCACAGGAAGCUCUAGCGCUUUCAUCUUUACUCUUCAUCCAGGCACUUUGUAGGUCUCUGCUGGGUGGGUUUAAAGGGAACAAAGUAUCAGCAACAAAGUUCAAAUGUAAGGCGAUUGGUUUCAUUUUUGUAUUCUAGCUUCGUGUGCACAUAGUAAGUACUUAAUAAAUGCUUAAUGACCA
Messenger RNA from Antechinus flavipes (yellow-footed antechinus), 3498 nucleotides. RefSeq names its product tRNA methyltransferase 12 homolog (gene TYW2). Gene Ontology annotation, cellular component: cytoplasm. The coding region runs from base 1 to 1878 and encodes 625 amino acids. The record is from RefSeq and is a predicted model, not a curated record. The transcript has 9 exons. Lineage: Eukaryota; Metazoa; Chordata; Mammalia; Dasyuromorphia; Dasyuridae. Gene Ontology annotation, molecular function: tRNA methyltransferase activity. Gene Ontology annotation, biological process: tRNA methylation.